This is a messenger RNA of Magallana angulata, 573 nucleotides long. RefSeq lists its product as uncharacterized. The coding region runs from base 126 to 515 and encodes 129 amino acids. The record is from RefSeq and is a predicted model, not a curated record. The transcript is spliced from 2 exons. NCBI's taxonomy places the organism in Eukaryota, Metazoa, Mollusca, Bivalvia, Ostreida, Ostreidae.
UUCAACUUCAGAUGAAUAUCAUCCUGUUUCAUUGAUUUUAACUAAUCAAUUUUCUGAAAGCAAUUCAAUUUCUUUCUCAUUAUCUUUUUGUAAUAUUUAAAAACUCAAGACACUAUGAGGAUCUUAUGUUUGUUCUUAAGGCCCACUCAGCUUUCAUUGACGAUUGCUUUGAUGCUUUCAUAGUGGGAGCUUGCAUACAUCAUUUGGGCAUGGGAGACAUCGGAUCUGAACCAAAGUCCAAUCAGGUUCUCUUUGAGGCAGUCUCAUCUGAAGACAAGGUGCAAUUCAUUGCAAAUAUUGCUUCAGAAAUACAGAGGAAGUAUAUCAAUCUGGAAAAUGAUUUGCACACCUUGGAACACACUUCUGAAGAACUUGAUAUGCAGGAGCAGCAAAUCAAGGACAUGUUUGAUGCAGGUGAAGGAAAAUACUCAUGUGUUGAAUGUCGGCGACCUUACAAGACACUUGGACAUUUGAAAAAUCACCUUGUAAGAGAACACGAGUGGCAGCUAUAUUAACAGAACCAAGAUGCUGGUGAAAAUCUUGAUCGAGUCGCCCUUUAUAGGGCAUCAUUUA